This is a messenger RNA of Macrobrachium nipponense, 1375 nucleotides long. RefSeq names its product UPF0193 protein EVG1 homolog. The record is from RefSeq and is a predicted model, not a curated record. NCBI's taxonomy places the organism in Eukaryota, Metazoa, Arthropoda, Malacostraca, Decapoda, Palaemonidae.
AUCUCUUACAAGAGGCAGCUGUCAGUGCUCAGCAUCAACGUCAAAUAGAACGAUGGGUAGACAGCGGAGGUUCCCUCCCUCAGCAAGGUGCUCUGACAGCCUCAAGUCAAAAUCAAACCCGCAACAGACCAUCGUCCACAACAAAGACACCCCAUCUUGAAAUUCAAGCCAAGCGCUCGCAUGCCACCAUGAAAGAGAUGGGUCUCUAUGAACUUAAUAGUCAUUAUGUGCCUCCAGCACCAAAAUAUGGUCCGGGAUCAAAGGAAUUGUGUCAAGAAUUGAUGGCAUUUGGUAGGGAAGGUGCAAAAACUCAUCCUACUCCUGGCAGGAAGGCUCAGGGACAGACUGAAGAUCUUCAGAUAGACAGAUUUGAUGAACUUGUGAAUGAGAUGGAAGAACGGGUCCAGUGGCUAGAAGCUAUGGAAGCUGCCGGUGCUGGGGAGAAGUAUCGCCACUUAAUUGCCACACAGCUUUCGUUGAAACUCCGCGACCUUGAACUCUUGGAUCAGGAACGUGCAAGAGAGCUCAAAAGACACAUGAGAGGGAGAGAAAAGUCAAAGCCCAAGAAUGGCAAAGGCUCAUGAUCAGUAUAUUCUAUACCUAUACCUGUAUCCUUUAUUGCAUUGUCCAACAUUCGGUUUCAGUGCAGUGCUCUAUACCGUACAUGCAUUAUUUUUAUGACUAAACUUCGAAUCCAGUUCCUGAUAUGAUUUUGUAAUAAGAUAUUGUAAAUGGUAUUGUUCUUUGUAAACUUUUAUAACAUUGUAUUUUUUACUUUAUUUCUUUGACAAGUUUUAUGAAGAUGGUAUAAGCCUCUGCAGUUUUCAAUCACUGUUGCAGAAUUGAAUAACUUCUCCAGAAAGAUUAAUUUUUGAUAGAUCAGAUUUUCAGUGCCUUGUAUGUUGUAGCUAACUUUUUACUGUUAUCAUCUAUUUAGAAUUUGCUAUAAAGAAGGCUACUUAUCUUUUUAUCUAUGUACUUCCAAAUGUAGACCAGGUCUUUUCUCAGUAGCCUUUUGAUAUGCUUAAACAUUAUUGUUGAAAUUAUUACAGAAAUAGUUAUUAUUGGAAACAGUUGCUGUUUCAAUGCCAAUCUUCUCUAUUUUUAUUUUUCUCAUCAACAAGUAGAAGAUAAAAAUAACAAGGGGCAUGGAAAUGUUUACAGCAAUAUGAACAUAGAAGAUCAUAAAAGCUAAUUGCUGCUGAAACAGCAGUUGUUUUCAGGAAUAUUGCCUUUAAAGAUGGACAUCUUCCAUAAUGUUAUUGUGAUUGCAGUACUGUUUUGUACUAUUUAUUGGGCAAUGCUCAUAUAUUACCGAUACAAAACCAGGAUAAGUAAAAACACUGGAAAUGAAAGAAAUAAAUACAUAAUACAA